AUGUCAAGUAUUGAAAACAAUACGCGUAGCAGAGUCGCCAAGGCACGUCGAACGUGUCGACUAAGGAAAGUGAGAUGCUCAGGGACGGUCCCAUGUCGGAGCUGCACAGCUCGGAACCAACAGUGCAUUUUCGAGGAAACCGAUCGCAAGGUCGUUAUCUCAGAGAGACAUUUGCGAGACCUCCAGCGCCGAGCUUCUGCUUCAAAUGCACAUAACCAGGAACAGACCACACAUCUACCAAGAACAAGCGACAGCUACUCACCGGCGCAUCUAGCAGACGACGAAGAGAUUCCAGAGGGUAUUGAUAAUGUUGAUAACCACCCGUCUACUUUGUCUCAAAACGAACCCCCCACUUCCCCGAUUAUUCCCACCGGGCCAUGGAGAGGAAUGAAUGCAAUCAGCCGGGCAUCUACAUGGGCAUUUGUCAGAAAGGCCCUCUCUAUUCAGGGUCUACAGUAUCAGAGGCGACAUAUACGCCUGCCCCCGAGAGCCUCGUAUGGUAUUGCAUUGUGUACAGACCCAGCCCUAUGGAACGCUUCUGAUAUAGCCUGCCUGCCACGGUCAGAAUAUAUUGCUCACCUUGCCCGGACUGCAGACUUUCACCUCAACACAAGUCUCUUUCUCUUUGAUGUCUCAAUAUUCUUGAAGAAUCUUCGUGAUGAUACGACGCCCGAUCGCACGGAGCCGCAUGCGGGCUCCAAUGUUUGGUUUGCGCAGGUAUUCAUCGUAAUUGCACUUGGCAAGCUCUUCCUAGUGAACAGAGCGUCCAGUCUUGGACCUCCAGGAACAAAUGAAUUUGUACAAAGCAUGAAGCUGCUUCCACUUUCUCCCACCCUGACAGAUCAGGGAAGCCAGGUGAUGUUCAUUGAGACUUUGUGUCUCCUGUCGGUUUAUGCCCAAGCAGCCGAUCUACAUGGCACCGCAUAUAUUUAUGGAGGUUUUUAUACAUUGUUCCAUCUGAUCUGCGCUAACAUGGGUGUAGACUGGCCAAGCUUCUAG
Talaromyces proteolyticus is the source of this 999-nucleotide messenger RNA. RefSeq lists its product as uncharacterized. Gene Ontology annotation, biological process: regulation of DNA-templated transcription. The transcript has 3 exons. Gene Ontology annotation, molecular function: DNA-binding transcription factor activity, RNA polymerase II-specific; zinc ion binding. The record is from RefSeq and is a predicted model, not a curated record. NCBI's taxonomy places the organism in Eukaryota, Fungi, Ascomycota, Eurotiomycetes, Eurotiales, Trichocomaceae. Bases 1 to 999 code for a protein of 332 amino acids.